AUGACGAUGACCGAGGAUCGACUCUUUGCGACGAUUGCUCAACCGAUCUCCGUCAUGAAUAUUCUAUUGAACAUUUUGCUCAUUGUGGUGAUUCGAUUGAAAUCGGGAAAAGAGAUGAGUGCAUAUAAACAUAUACUAACUCUGCAGACACUAUUGUCACUGGGAUUCGCCUCACUGCAAGCUGUCUCAUUGCCGUACUGGAUCUCCGUCCCAGGCGCCUUUGUGCUGAUGCCAACCGGAAUACUUCGUGACACACCCUACGGAGCCUGGGUCUGUUAUGUACUGUGUGGACUCUGUGGAGAAGUGAAUGUGAUGUUGGCAACGACUUUCCUUUUCAAUUACAUCAAUAUGUGCAAACCAUCUCUCAAAAUGUAUCUCCGAUCAACUACUGUAAUCCUUGUCGUGGCGUUUGUCCAUUUCUCGUUGACGAUCAUUUGGACAGUUGUUGUGGAGAUAUUUUGUGGCGCUUCUGAUACAGUUUACUCGUUGGCAAAAAGAACCGGCUAUGGCGAAAAAUAUUCAGAUAACAAAAGGAGCCUUUAUGGGAUUUGCACU
Molecule: messenger RNA, 555 nt
Organism: Mesorhabditis belari
Lineage: Eukaryota; Metazoa; Nematoda; Chromadorea; Rhabditida; Rhabditidae
Source: the annotation of a GenBank genome assembly